GUAAAAUAUUAAAUUUGUAUGAAUGAUAUGGAACUUUAAUGUGAUAUGUAUUAAAUUGCGAAAGUCAUUGCGCAAAUCGAGCUUCUUAUUGACUGAAACCCAAUUAGGGGGCUCUGUUGAAACUGAAACCUCUUUGCGCAGUUCAAGCUGUGCGUAUUGCGUGUGAAUUAUUGACAUUUAAAGAAUGACGUCAUAAUUAUGGUAUGACGUACGUCGUUCAGUGUACGACGACUUCCGAAAUAAUUAUAAUUCAAAGCAAAAUGGUCGACAGGGUAUUGAAACUGUUGAUGUUUGGAGUGCCAAAUGUAUUUGUUGAAUAAAUUGAAUUUCGACUGAAAGCGAAUGAGUUUGCGAUUUUUCUUGUCGAUUAUCGUGGUUUUUACACAAUACAACGUUAUUCCAGGAAGCGUGUUGUACGAAAAGACGUUUUCAUUCUGGCAAGUUGUCAAAGGCUGAAACAUAACUGAAUAGCAACAAGACACGAAUGGAGACUGUGAAUGAAAUCGGUACUGACCGUUUGGAUUCCAAUCAAACAGUUGUUUCACGCAACGAGUCGAGGAUAAUGAAAUCAAAUCCUAAGAUUAAACGAUCACACAGAAAACGUAAUAGAGAAGGACAAUUAUUGAAUGGUACCAAUGCUGGCACAUCGCACUCUGCUUCGCACAACCGACAAAUUGAAGUUAUUGAUGUGGAACAAUUCAUAGAGAAACCUCUAGUUGAUUUGACGGAUGAUUCUGGUAAUUUUUCAUAUGUUGACCUUACCCAUUCUCCCGACAUGGUGCCACAUCGACAUUCUGUAAUCCUUUGGAACAUGUCGCCAAGAACUAGAAAUAACAGUGAAUCAGAAAGAACUGCACCAGUCGAAGAAAAUCCACUUGACAAUACUUUGUUUACUUGUGCCAUUUGUAUGGACGACUAUGAACAGAUCAAAAAGGAAAAAAGACAGUUGAUGUCGACGACAUGUGGACAUGUCUUUUGUAAUCCGUGCAUCGUCAGUUCCGUUCAGAGUCAAGCAAAAUGCCCCACAUGUAGGAAAAAAAUCACUAAAAAAUCAUUGCAUCCAAUAUUUUUAUAAAUAAAACUGAAAAUUCGUUAGUUAAUUUUUCGUUAAUUUUUACACUAUUUAUGCGGCCAAGGCAUAUGUAAAUUAUGUAGUCUACACUAUGAAUAUUCACGUGAAAUAUUAAAUGAAAACUGAAACUGGGUCGAAUGUCAAAUUCUUGGUGCCAGUACAUCAUGUUUUGCAAGUGUGAGUUAAGUUUGUGAACACUAGUCACUCAUUUAACUCGAGAGAAAGCCGAAGAAACGUUAUUUUAUUGAUGUUGACCAUUAUUUUUUCGCGAGUGAAUUAUGUAAAUAGUUAAAUAUGUUGAACUAUGUAAUCAAAUAAAUAUCAGAAAUUUUGUCUUGAUUCAUGUGCUUGUUCUUCGUACGUAAGUGGUCGAGUGGUCGAGUGGUCGAGUGGUGGAGUACACUGAUCUAUGAAAUUUGAUGCCUUUUAAUUUUGACUUGCCGUUCCCACCCCGACAAAAAAUCUGAGUAACUCUUCGUUGUGGUAAUUUGGUAUAGUUAUCCGCUAUCACAUUUUUGUUAUGGUUUUUGAACGAAAGUAAAACUUGAACACGCUUUCAAUCAGCGUCAACGGUUGUGAGUUUCGUUAAACGACGGAAGAAAUGUACGGACUUGGGCGAGGAGAUUAUUUGAAUCGUUUGUUGGAUAUGCGAGUUGGAAAAGAUGAAACGAAGUCAAAAGCAGUUGCUUCACUUGCUGCUUUACCAAAAAGUCCGUCUCCGACAAGUGCAUCAGGAACAUGGACACCUCUGGAUCUUCUUGGAAACAAGGGAAAGCGAAAUAGACAAGGGAGUGAUUCUUCCAUUGAUCAGUUGCCAAGCAUCCGAGGAACUGACGAUGGAAGCCAGACAAGUAAUUUAGAUGACAAGAUCACCCCAGAGCUUGGUUGCUCCAAUGAAACUCCAAAAAACAUGGCAAAGACUCGCCAGGAGGAUGAUAUUCAUUUAAUUACUCCGGAAGAACUUUUGCAUUCACCUAAAGCAAAUGUCAAAGAAGAUACAACAAUGUUGUCUGAUAAAGGUCCUUAUGAAAAAAAAGAAAACAUGACUGCUAAGUAUAUUCCACCACAUUUACGUCCUGGAUUUUCAGGCAAACCAGAUGCCUUACAAGGUCCUUUUGUAACCCAGUACCAGCAUAAAAAUACAGAUUUUUUAAUGAGAGUAAACAGGAAAGGAAUGAAUGAUGAUUUAUGCGAAGAAAUGCCUUCAUCCCAGUCACUUGCGUCGCUCAAAGAAUCCGAACGAAACUGGCAAAAAUGGAAACUGCAGCGAGACCUUAAGAAACUUUUAAACAACGUCACUUCUGAAAAUGUAGCUGGGCUGCAUGAGGAUAUAAGGAGAGUUUGUGAAGGUAGUCAGUUAUCCAAAAACUUUCCUGGUAUAUCUGCCUUGGCAGUUGUGGUUGAUCUUGUCAUUGCUCGUGCCAUAGAAGAAAGAGAUUCGUUUGAAAUUAGUUUGCUUUUAUGUAGGAUUCUCAAUGGUAUGUAUCUGCGUAUGAAACAUUUUGCCAUCAAACACUUUUUCCAUCUUGUCUAUCUGUGUUCCUGUUUGAAAAUUUUUACUUUAGUGGUGUAUAAAGAUCAAUUCCCGUUGUGUUUAAAAGAAGUUUUUCAGCACUAUAACCGGGAGUUGUUCAAAGGUGUGUCAAGCCAAAAUUCUAGCUGUAAAAAUUUCUGUAUUUUUCUUGGAAAACUAUGCAGUAUUGCUGGAGAAGAGACAAAAGGUUUUCAAGAUUGUUUGAGACAAAGCGUAAUGGGUUGCCUCCAAGAUUGGAUUUCAUCAGUCCAGGUUUCUAAUGAAUGCUCACAAGAAGCAACAGUCAAGAUUUAUUAUCUUUGCUAUCUACUUGAUGUGACGAAAACCUGUCUGAGCUCUGAAAAAAGAGUCUGGGUGAAGUCGUGUUCUAGCAAAAUAAAGAACUGCAUCAUGAAUGAUAAAAUGGCAAGAGUUGUGAAAGAAAAUCUCUUGGAUCAAGUCAUGAAAUGUGCACUGCAACCCACAGCUGUUAAAGGAAAUGACCAAAAGAAAAAAUUAGCUGAAUUUGGAAGCAAGAAUCAUAUUGGCGAUUCAAACAACGAUCCUUACAGACGUGUUAGGAAAAUGUUGUCCGAACUCGGAUUGAGUCAUUUACUCGAGGAAUUCCAGAAGAACAUCAUCAGGGAUUCUUUGCUUGCCGCCAAUGAAGAUAUUCUCGGGAACACUUUGAAGGAAGCAGGUUUUCCUCCCGGUGCUGUUGUGGAAAUUCAAUUGUAUCUCAAAGUGAACAAUGGAGGGAAAUUUAUCGGCGAAGAAACUUUCGGAGAUGUUGGUAGUAUCGCAGACAGCGGGAAACUGGGUGCUAAAAUCGAUCGGUUGGUGAACGAUCUCAAAGUUUUUCUUCAAAACAUGGAACUUAGCAAAAAGAACGAAGGAGAACACUUGGAAGGGCAAGAAGACCAUCGAAAGGUUUGUGACAAAGUGGAUGAAACGAGAAAUAUCGGUGCUCAAGAAGGAAAAGUCGAUUUGAAAAAUUUGGAAAAGAAAGCGUUCGAAGGAACAGUGAAGAUGGAGUAUUCAACAUCAUCAGAGUCGACGGGCUUCUCUUCUGAAGUAUACUGCCCCGAUGAAGAAAAUUGCCGCUUGCACUUUACCCAGUAUGACCUAGCCCCUCCGAAACCAGAGAUGAAACCUGCUGGGGUAAAAAUGACUUCGACAAAUAACAAUUUGAUCUUUGAAGAAGAAGAGUUUAGCAAUUGUAAACAAGCAUUCACUCCGACUGAAUUUCCCCAAGUUCCAAGAACACUACGCAACGUUAUGGAGUUUAGAGAUGAAAAUACAAAAACUGCGAGAUCUCACAGGAAUUUAAACGAACGCUCGCCAAUAAAAUACAAAGGUCGAGGAAGGGGUAGGAGAGACGCAUCGGGAACUUUAGAGGACUCCGGAGAUCCUAGAGGGGGUACAUCACGAACCUUAGAACCGACAAGACGUGAAGGGUUACACUUCGUGAGGAGCGACUACAACACGGACACGAAAGACGACACAGAUGCAGAAAAAGGUGCUGACGCUUUUCUUUCGCAAACAGUCGAAGGAGCGCGUCCUGAGUUCGGGUCUAAUAUUCCAGUUGGAUGUUUCAUUUGUGGCGAAAAAGAUCAUCGAACAGCUUAUUGCAAGAACAAUUCGGCCAUGUUUGAUUAAUGCUGACGGGUGCAACAAGGGUUUCUCAAUGUUUGGGUUCUUACCACUUAAAUACCGUUGGGAACGUUUGCACUUCACAUUUCACAAAAGCAUUGCCCACACUUUUGCCCAUGAGUGUUUCUUUUUCUUCAUUGACGCUGUACCCCCCGUAUCAAACAACAUGGCACGAAACAGUUGUGCCCCCCUGUUUGCGGUUUUGGCUUGUGUCAAGUCGAUAGUAGUGUCAAGUUGUGUGGCAUUGAUAAAUAUGCUGUUUGACAUUGAGAGUAUUACAAUGAGUUUGAGUUGAUUUUAUUCUGGUUUGCAUCGUGCUUAAAUAAACCAUCUAUUUACGAUAUUUUCAAGAUAUUA
This is a messenger RNA of Xenia sp. Carnegie-2017, 4595 nucleotides long. RefSeq lists its product as uncharacterized. The record is from RefSeq and is a predicted model, not a curated record. NCBI's taxonomy places the organism in Eukaryota, Metazoa, Cnidaria, Anthozoa, Malacalcyonacea, Xeniidae. The transcript is spliced from 18 exons. The coding region runs from base 1674 to 4244 and encodes 856 amino acids.